Mycena indigotica is the source of this 1308-nucleotide messenger RNA. RefSeq lists its product as uncharacterized. The record is from RefSeq and is a predicted model, not a curated record. The transcript has 6 exons. NCBI's taxonomy places the organism in Eukaryota, Fungi, Basidiomycota, Agaricomycetes, Agaricales, Mycenaceae. Bases 40 to 1308 code for a protein of 422 amino acids.
CGACUCCGAUUAGCUCCGUUCGCCCAAGCUCACUGUUCAAUGCGAGUACCUACUUCCAAAAUUGAAGACGACUGCAAGGAAUCUGGACACCGUUUCAGGCUAGGUCUUCGUCUGCGCAGCCCGUAUAAAAAGCCUGUCGUAUCUCGUGCCCUCACCGGACAGCUGUGUAUGCCACGACACAGUCAGAGUGCUAGUUGGGACGGGAGUGAGGACGAAGGCAUGAGGCCAAGUACCUCAAAAUUUGCAGCCAUGCGAAACGAAGGACGAAGCGAUACUGCCGAAUACAGAGCGAAGCGCGCCCUUUGUCGCAUUCUUGAGGGAAAAGGAUGGUCAGCUUCUGAUAUCGUUCGGAACGCGGGUAUAACACCAGGGACCGUCUACCGCGCGUUGAAGAAUAUACGCGAAAUAAAUCGCGUGGAUGAGAGAAUAAUUGAACAAGGUCGCGACGAUGUCGCCCAGGAUGAAAACUGCGUCGACAAGAACCUUCUAGCGGCGUUGAUUGCGAAGUAUGGCGCCAACCGCGACAGUGGGAUAACCAGUCCUACAUAUAUGGCAGCUGAUACUGACGAUGGCACCAAGUCAAGCUCAGAACAAGCAGACAAGUCGAAAACGAUGCUGAGGAAAUUAACUGCCUCUGAACGAGCUUUGUGUCGUAUACUCCGACAGGAGCAUCAUUGGACGUUUAUCCAGCUCGCAGCGGCAUUGGGUGCGCCUAGACCAGGCGGUCGUUCGCCAGUGUGUCAAGCGGUCAAGCAACCGGGCUCAGACGAUGUAUCGAAGGACCAUGAGAUAGUCGAUAAAAUACAACUCGCCAAGCUCGUUACACAUCAAGUCUCCAAGUCACCUGCGGGGAAAGAAAAGCAAUAUGUGCAUUCGACUCCUAACCAAUCGGAUCGAAAUACUUCGCGGUUCAAGCCAUACAACACUCCCACCAGAAAAAAAUCGAGUCAUCGAACGGUCUCCAGCAUUCCUAUUGCUUCCCCCAACAUAUUCUCGCCCAGUCCUCCCCAAAUGCAUGCGACGACUAAUCAUGCAGAUGACUGUCGUCCAGAGUCCUAUAACGCCCAUUGUCUCGCACAAUUCCUCGCAAACGUUCGACCUGGGAUCAAUCUUUCCUCCCACUACGACUUGUUCAUCCAUCGGGGUAUCGACACUAUUAGCAAAAUACGUGCGUUGAAGACCUGGGAGGAUGCUGAUUUGCGUGAAGCGCUGCUGGAGUGGUUUAAGACUGGGGAAGGGUUGGAAGGAUUCGUCCCGCUCAGCGACUACGAACUGCUCGCUCUCCGGCAAGCAAUCCGAAAAUUGUAG